AUGUCGCGAAACGGGGCUCCGAACAUCCAAGUUGAUGUGCUCAAGGGCCUCAGCCAGCCGUCCGCGCUCCAUGACGAGCUCGUGCGCUACAUCCUCUCUACAGUGGGUUGUAAGCUGCACAACGAGUCGACACUGAGGCUGGUAUCGCACGCAGCGCAGAUGGCGCUCGAAAAGUUCAUCACGGACGCAAAGAACAUGCAAAUGAUCGACAAAUCGAUGAGUGAGGGAAAGGUCGGAUUGCUGUCCCCCGACGAGAUUCGCGAGCUCGACUACCAGGUCAUUGUGGAGACCAUGCAGAAAACGGAACCGAAGGCAUACAACUACAGUGUGUUCCUGGAGCCGAACAUGGAUUUCUGA
Babesia ovata is the source of this 357-nucleotide messenger RNA. RefSeq names its product transcription initiation factor TFIID 23-30 kDa subunit, putative. The transcript has 2 exons. Bases 1 to 357 code for a protein of 118 amino acids. NCBI's taxonomy places the organism in Eukaryota, Apicomplexa, Aconoidasida, Piroplasmida, Babesiidae. The record is from RefSeq and is a predicted model, not a curated record.